CACGUGUCUCAUACCGAGCGGUCGUGUCGUACUUUGCUCUGCCCAAGAUGGUCUCUCAACGCCGAAAUGCCAAGUCGAAGAAGUCAAAUGAAACCGUUUCGACUGCUGUGGAGCCGACUUCACCUUCUGCUGUUACGACAAGCAAUUCUCAAGAGGAUGAAGGUCUUCAAACCCUUUUCUACAGAAGAUUCGUAGCGGAUAUUAUUAUGGCUUUCAAAGUGCUGCGAGCUGAGGUUUGGGCGGCAUAAUAUCACGCUGCAACGUAACAACUUCUUUUAUCGAGCUGCAUCGAUUCUUAACAAGCUUCCGCCGCCAUUUUUGUCUGUUAACUCGGCUGAUCAGCUGAAAAGUGCUCUGAAGAAACUUGAUGUCCUUCAGUUGUUGGGAGUUGAGGACGUUGUAUGAUGCUUUUUAUUGGAUAUUGUUGACACUAAUCCUGUUGUGGCAUUGCAUUUUACUAACCGCUCUGAAUUUAUGCCAUAAGCGCACUUUCAGGUGC
Messenger RNA from Cylicocyclus nassatus, 499 nucleotides. NCBI's taxonomy places the organism in Eukaryota, Metazoa, Nematoda, Chromadorea, Rhabditida, Strongylidae. The record is from the annotation of a GenBank genome assembly.